CCGCGCCGGGCGGCCCCUGGGCUCGGCGGGGAGUCGCACAGAGCCGCGCCGCCCGCGUGAAUGAGAGUGUACACCGAGUGCCGGGCAGGGGACACCAACCGUCAUGUUAAGGUAAAGCAGAAAAGUGCAGUGCUGAACAUGCUAAAGAGGUUAGACAAAAUAAGGUUCAGAGGUCACAAGAGAGAUGAGUUCCUUGAUUUAGCAGAGUCUCCAAAUGCUUCAGAUACUGAAUGUGGAGAUGAAAUCCCAGUGAAAAUACCUCGAACGUCACUCAGAGAGAAUGACGAACUGAGAGACCCUGCUGGUCCAGGGGCCAUCAACAUGGCAUCAGGAGUCCAGGAUUUUAACAGAACAGAGUCUGAUAGAUUAAAUGAGAUCAAAGGUCACCUGGAAAUCGCCUUACUGGAAAAACACUUUUUACAGGAAGAGCUCAGGAAGCUCAGAGAAGAAACAAACGCUGAAACCUUAAAACAAGAACUAGAAAAAGAACGGCAGAGGAGAUUGGAACUAGAACAAAAGGUCAAUGAAAUACUUAAAACAAGAACAGAAGAGCUGCCUACAACACAGCAACCCGCAAAACCACCGACACAAGUCAAUGGAACAGAUAAACGCAGUCAGAUGAUGUGUUCGAGAGUCCAGAAGUGGUUUUAUGACAAAUUUGGGGAGUAUGUUGAAGACUUCAGAUUUCAGCCAGAGGAAAACACAGUGGAAACUGAAGAGCCACUUAGCGCUAGAAGGUUAACUGAAAAUAUGAGAAGAUUAAAGAGAGGUGCCAAACCUGUUACUAAUUUUGUGAAGAAUCUUUCUGCCUUAUCAGAUUGGUAUUCUAUCUACACUUCUGCUAUUGCCUUUAUUAUUUACAUGAAUGCUGUAUGGCAUGGCUGGGCCAUUCCUAUGUUCUUAUUUUUAGCAAUUUUGAGGUUAUCCCUAAAUUACCUCAUAGCCAGGGGUUGGAGAAUACAGUGGAGCAUUGUGCCUGAAGUUUCUGAGCCCAUUGAACCUCCAAAGGAAGACCUGACAGUGUCAGAAAAGUUUCAGCUUGUUCUAGAUGUGGCACAAAAAGCACAGAACCUAUUUGGCAAAAUGGCAGACAUAUUGGAAAAAAUCAAGAACUUGUUCAUGUGGGUCCAGCCAGAAAUAACACAGAAGCUAUAUAUUGUUCUAUGGGCAGCUUUUAUUGCAUCCUGCUUCUUUCCCUACAGGAUUAUAGGGCUUGCAAUGGGACUUUAUGCUGGAAUUAAGUUUUUCCUUAUUGAUUUCAUCUUCAAACGAUGCCCAAGACUUCGAGCUAAGUAUGAUACUCCUUAUAUCAUCUGGACAAAUUUGCCUACAGAUCCUCAACUCAAAGAAAGGUCUAAUGCUACAGUGUCAAGACGGGUUCAAACAGCAUCAUCAAGAAGUUAUGUGGGUUCAGGUGCCCCAACUGGAGUAAACAAAGAUGAAGACAGUAGUCGUUUUCAUACCACCAAAAGAGGCAAUUUCCAUGAAGUCUUUAACCUAUCAGAAAAUGAGCGUCCUUUGGCAGUAUGUGAAAAUGGUUGGCGCUGCUGCUUGAUUAACAGAGACAAGAAGAUGCCCACGGACUACAUUAGGAAUGGGGUUCUUUAUGUUACAGAAAAUUACUUAUGCUUUGAAAGCUCCAAGUCUGGCUCUUCUAAGAGAAAUAAAGUUAUUAAACUAACGGAGAUAACAGAUAUUCAGAAGUACAAAGUGCUCUCUGUUCUCCCAGGGUCAGGGAUGGGUAUUUCAGUAUCAACACCAUCUACACAAAAACCAUUAGUGUUUGGUGCCAUGGUACACAGAGAUGAAGCUUUUGAGACCAUUUUCAACCAGUAUGUGAAAAUAACCUCUGCAGCAUCGAACAGCGAAAGCUAG
Emys orbicularis (European pond turtle) is the source of this 1875-nucleotide messenger RNA. It is a transcript of the gene GRAMD4, whose product is annotated as GRAM domain containing 4. Lineage: Eukaryota; Metazoa; Chordata; Testudines; Emydidae. The coding region runs from base 61 to 1875 and encodes 604 amino acids. Gene Ontology annotation, biological process: apoptotic process; negative regulation of toll-like receptor 9 signaling pathway. The transcript has 19 exons. The record is from RefSeq and is a predicted model, not a curated record.